CUCUGCCUUCGUCUCUCAGGAGCCGAAGCCCAAAGCACUCGGGCCGGAGCGGGCCCGCGAGCCGCCGCCAUGGGAAGCCGCGUCUCUCGAGAGGACUUCGAGUGGGUCUACACCGACGAACCGCACGCCACUCGGCGCCUGGAGAUCCUGGCGAAGUACCCUGAGAUCAAAUCAUUGAUGAAACCUGACUACAGACUGAUUUGGAUUACAACCAUGAUGGUCUUCACCCAGCUGAUUGCAUUAUACAUAGUGAAAGACUUGGACUGGAAAUGGGUCAUGUUCUGGGCAUAUGCUGUAGGCAGCUGCCUUAACCACUCGAUGACUUUGGCAAUUCAUGAGAUUUCCCAUAAUAGUGCCUUUGGCAACUGCAAAGCUAUGUGGAAUCGCUGGUUUGGGAUGUUUGCGAAUUUUCCUAUUGGCGUUCCAUAUUCCAUUUCUUUCAAGAGGUACCAUAUGGACCAUCAUCGCUACCUCGGAGGCGAUGGCAUCGAUGUGGACAUCCCUACUGAUUUUGAGGGCUGGUUUUUCUGUACCACAUUCCGAAAGUUCAUAUGGGUUAUUCUUCAGCCUCUCUUUUAUGCUCUCCGGCCUCUGUUCAUCAACCCCAAGCCUAUUUCUUAUCUGGAGAUGAUCAAUGUGGUAGCCCAGAUUAGUUUCAACAUUGCCAUUUACUACUUUUUUGGAGUUAAAUCUCUGGUCUACGUGUUGGCAGCCACCAUAUUUGGUCUGGGCUUGCACCCAAUUUCUGGACAUUUCAUAGCCGAACAUUACAUGUUCUUAAAGGGACAUGAAACAUACUCAUAUUACGGGCCUCUGAAUUUGCUGACCUUCAAUGUGGGUUAUCACAACGAACAUCAUGACUUCCCCAACAUUCCUGGCAAAAGCCUUCCACUAGUGAGAAAAAUCGCCGCUGAAUAUUAUGACAAAUUGCCCCACUAUCAUUCCUGGAUCAAAGUAUUGUAUGAUUUUGUGAUGGAUAAUACAAUCAGUCCAUACUCGAGAGUAAAGAGACAUCCAAAAGGACAAGUGGUACAGGAAUGAAUGUCAUCGUAGCCAAAGGAACUCAGAACCGUUCAAAUAGCUGACAAACUGAAAUCUUUGUGUUAUUAAACUUACGACCUGUGGUAUUUAGAAGCUGUCCUGGGACAAUUUUGAAGCAGACGCCCCAUGGCCUCAGGAAGCCAACACGACUUCACACAGCCAACCUGUCCACAGUGCCCUGCCACUCGUCCUUGCAUCGUCAUUGUUCAGGAUGUUCUCCCCCCGAAUCUGGCAUUUUGUAAGCAUAUCCCAAAAACUUUUAGAAAGCUAUUUCUACCAUUAUUUUCAUGAUAAGCUUUUACUUUAUUAAACCAGCUAAUAAACGAGGUACUAAUCACAA
Echinops telfairi (small Madagascar hedgehog) is the source of this 1381-nucleotide messenger RNA. RefSeq names its product delta 4-desaturase, sphingolipid 1 (gene DEGS1). Gene Ontology annotation, molecular function: sphingolipid delta-4 desaturase activity. The record is from RefSeq and is a predicted model, not a curated record. The transcript has 3 exons. Gene Ontology annotation, cellular component: membrane. Gene Ontology annotation, biological process: ceramide biosynthetic process. Bases 70 to 1041 code for a protein of 323 amino acids. Lineage: Eukaryota; Metazoa; Chordata; Mammalia; Afrosoricida; Tenrecidae.